Camponotus floridanus (Florida carpenter ant) is the source of this 3025-nucleotide messenger RNA. RefSeq lists its product as uncharacterized. Gene Ontology annotation, biological process: nuclear envelope organization. The record is from RefSeq and is a predicted model, not a curated record. Gene Ontology annotation, molecular function: protein-membrane adaptor activity. The coding region runs from base 276 to 2837 and encodes 853 amino acids. Gene Ontology annotation, cellular component: meiotic nuclear membrane microtubule tethering complex; nuclear envelope. NCBI's taxonomy places the organism in Eukaryota, Metazoa, Arthropoda, Insecta, Hymenoptera, Formicidae. The transcript is spliced from 14 exons.
CGCGACGAUAAAAGCGGCGACGCGACCUGGACGUCGCCCGGUCGACGAUAACUCCCGGCCUCGAACGCCCGGAGAGCGUUUAUCUCCUUCUUGUGAAUCUCCUGAUCGUUGCCUCGAAUUUUUCGAUGACAUUGCGAGAGGGAGAAGAGAGAGACUAGAAAUAGGGAUCCAGCGGGAAGGAUCGCGGUUGUCCUUCGGGGAGGGGACUAUUUUUAGCUGUAGUUAGGCAUAUGCUUGCCAGCGAUUCUCGCACAUCUCUUUCCUAAAAGCGGAAGAUGGAGAACGAACAGCAUCAUUAUGAGUUGCGGAGCAGGAGCAGGUCACGCUCGCACACCCCCUUGAUCCGGUCCUUGGCAGAGCCAGAGGUGACAGAACAUCACUACGAUCUCAGGAGUAAAAGCCGGGAGAGAUCUCAUACACCUGGAGAAGUAACGAGUAGCAGAAGAUCUGGUUCUAGAUCGCUAACUGGUAGUGGUAGUAAAGUACUUGAUAAAAGUAUGGAAAUGAUUGAAGAGAAUAAAGAAGGAUCUGUGACAGAAAGUGUGACAGAUAAUCAAAGCACAAAAUCUGAGGGUUCUGGUGUUACCACAAGAAAGGCAGAACGACGCUCGGAACGCCAGAGAGCUAAAAGACAAAUAUUUGUCAAUGGUCAGAGUGAAAGUAAGGAGAAUGUGUCUAAUGAAAAAUCUGAACAAAAGCGCAAAAGUGUUACGCCACAUAGGAUACUUACCAGUGAUUAUUCAUCUGAAGAAGGGGAGAGAGAAGAUCCUCCGAGUAGACCAGGAUCUGCUUAUGAGAUUUAUAAACAGGCUGGUGAAUGGUGGAAUGUUUUUCCAAAGACAGAUUAUACAUAUUCACAAACAUCUCAAUGUCGUUAUGAGAUAGCCCCGGGUGUAUUAGCAAUGCCCAAUAUGUCGCGGCGAUCUAUACACGCGGAUGAAAGUAUCAUACCUCAGGUCAGUUAUGAAAAAUUAAGUCAAACAUCACAAGGAACGACAGAGAGUGGAAUUAGUGAUAUGGAUACUGUUGAUUUUAAGCAGAAAAGCUCUCUGAGUUAUCCAUUUGAUAACGAUCAUGAUAUGUCAUAUGUACCAAAUUCAUCAGCAAAAACGACUUUAUAUAAAAAAACACACAUAGAACAAUACAAGAGUCACAAAGAAGUAAUUUAUUCGCAAUCACCUGGAUAUUCCUCAGACUUUUCCACAAGAUACUUGUCAUGGUCAAAUACUCCUUCAAGAUUUAUUGGAAAGUAUAAUGCAGCUGAUUCUGAUACUGAAUUGGAUGAGACCUUGACAUCAUCAUCAGUCCAGACUAACCAAAGGUGGAAAAUUGUGCAGUGGCUUACAUAUUUUACAACUUUCAUUACCAUUUGGUUCAAGAAAACCGUCGAAUUCUUUAAAUUCAAAAAAAGGCAGCAUUAUUAUGAUGCACAAACUUAUCGAUCUCAUAAUGAAUCCAAAUGGAGGGCACUAUGGCAAGCUUUGGACCAUUAUACGCACAAUACGUACUUUUUCUUUGUGAGAAUGCUCGUACUCGAUACUUGGUUACUGAGUCAAUUUACCGGCGUUAGAAAAUGGCUGCAAGAAAAAAAUUCGAGGAUUUUAUGGAUUACACUUCUUCCAUUACUUCUUCUAUUUGGUGGUUGGUGUCUAGUGCAAUCUUUCUCCCUUCUUUCUGAUAUUAAAACUGUACCGCAAACAAUGACAGAAAAAUUAUUAAUUGACUUACAACAGGACGAUAAGAGUAGAAAUGUUGAAGAGAAAUCGAUUAAUAAAGAAAUACACACAAAUGAUUUGGUUGACAAAGCUAAUUUGGAUAGCAGGAUAAAAAUACUCGAAAACAAACAGACAAACCAAAUGGAAUAUCUUAUAAAUAUUACUCGAGUUUUGGAGGAUCAAAAACAAAAAGACGUUGAUUUCCAGAAAGAAUACAAUGACAAGAUUAUCAAUUUGGAAAAUAAAUUGGAUGUUGAACUGAACAAUGUAAUGUAUAACGAGCUAAAAGUUAUCAAGUAUGAAUUCGAGAAAUUACGCGAACUCUAUUCAGAAUUAAAAUCUUGUUGCAACACCAAUGCAGAAUUUAUCACAAAUCAUGAUUUAGAAAAGCACGUGGAAAGGAUUUUAUUUAGUUAUCUUCCUGGAUUUUCAAAAGAAGAUCUAGUAAAAAUCAGUCAGAAUUUGCUCACAUCUUACAACAGAGAAGAUCAAACAGCUUCCAAUAAUGACGUCGGAAAUGCAAACGUUCGCGUUUCGGACGAACAGAUCCGCAAAAUUGCAAAGGAAGUUUUGCAAAUAUACGAUGCGGACAAAACUGGUCAAGUAGAUUACGCUUUGGAAUCGGCAGGAGGUCAAAUCGUUAGCACACGAUGCACUCAGCGAUACGACAUAAAAUCGAGAGCCUUCACCUUGUUCGGUUUCACGUUGUAUUACGAAAGCAAUAAUCCGCGGACGGUAAUUCAGCGGAAUCCGAUACAACCUGGUGUUUGCUGGGCUUUCCAAGAUUUUCCCGGGUAUCUCCUGGUACAAUUGCGAAGCGCCAUUUAUGUAACCGGUUUUACUGUGGAGCAUGUUUCUAAAUUGAUCUUGUCGAGUGAAAAUAUGUCAAGCGCGCCCAGAAAGUUUAAUGUCUGGGGAUUAACAAAUGAGAAUGAUCCUGAGCCUGUAAUGUUUGGUGACUAUGAAUUUACGUAUUCUGAUGAUAACUUACAAUAUUUUCCAGUUCAGAACGCAGCAAUCAAUCGACCAUAUGAAUAUGUAGAAUUAAGGAUACACAGCAAUCAUGGGCAGCUGGACUACACAUGUUUAUACAGGUUUCGUGUUCACGGAAGACCAGCUUAAAAAUUAAUCGAAUCAAAGAUUCCUCCUCACACAAAACGUUCAUAAGAUUGUUUAAAGCAAUAGUGAGAACAAACCACAACUCUUUUUUGACAUGUGCCUUUAACUACCAUUAUUAAUAAACGCAACAAUUGGCGUGAUUUAUCAUAGCACCUGUAACUAUAUUGUGAAUAGAUGGACUAUUUAAUGUU